Molecule: messenger RNA, 3417 nt
Organism: Dufourea novaeangliae
Lineage: Eukaryota; Metazoa; Arthropoda; Insecta; Hymenoptera; Halictidae
Gene: Cht7
Product: probable chitinase 3
Exons: 16
Coding region: 1-3081 (1026 amino acids)
Biological process (GO): carbohydrate metabolic process; chitin catabolic process
Cellular component (GO): extracellular region
Molecular function (GO): chitin binding; hydrolase activity, hydrolyzing O-glycosyl compounds
Source: RefSeq, a predicted model, not a curated record
AUGAGGUCCGACGUCUUCGCCCAAGAAGAGGACGCUUCGUCGCAGAAGACGAGAACAAAAGAAUUGUUUAUUGGAUGCGGAAUUUUCCCCAUUUUUUGUGAGGUCGGCAGAGGUAGUGUCAUUCUCUUGUGGGUGGAUGGCCCCUCACCCAGAGUUCCUAAUCGCACAGCUGAGGUGUCGACCAGCAGAACGACCUGGCUGCUGCUCGUCUGCCUCAUCAUACUUCUCGGGAUCCUCGACAAUGCAGAAGGUGCAAGGAAAAGAUUUCGCAGGCCAACAACAAGUAGUAGUAGCUCAUCAAGUUCGAACGAUCAAGAGGUUUCGGCCAGUGUGAAUAGAUUCAAAGUCACGCGAAAUCGUAUAAACAACAAAAACAAAAAGAAUGAAAUUCAAACUGGCAAGACGGAAGACUACAAGCUCGUAUGUUACUAUACGAACUGGUCACAAUACCGUACGAAAAUUGGAAAAUUCGUACCUGAGGACAUUCAACCCGAUCUCUGCACGCACAUUAUCUUCGCGUUUGGCUGGCUGAAGAAGAAUAAAUUAACGAGCUUCGAAUCAAACGACGAAACGAAAGAUGGGAAAAUUGGACUUUACGAGAAAAUUAUUAACCUAAAGAAGGCUAAUCCUUCGUUAAAAAUUCUUCUUGCUAUCGGUGGCUGGUCGUUCGGUACCCAGAAAUUCAAAGACAUGUCUUCGACAAGAUUCGCCAGGCAGACUUUCAUUUACAGCGCUAUACCGUAUCUACGAGAUCGAAAUUUCGAUGGUCUUGACAUCGAUUGGGAGUAUCCAAAGGGAGGAGACGAUAAAAAGAACUAUAUUCUUCUGCUGAAAGAACUUCGAGAAGCAUUCGAAGCAGAGGCUCAAGAGAAGAAAAUGCCGAGGCUUCUUUUGACUGCAGCUGUACCGGUUGGUCCUGACAAUGUUAAGAGUGGAUACGAUGUUCCAGCUGUAGCCAGUUACCUGGACUUCAUCAACUUGAUGGCGUACGACUUCCACGGGAAAUGGGAAAGAGAAACGGGGCACAAUGCGCCUUUGUACGCCUCUUCGUUGGAUUCUGAGUGGCAGAAGCAGCUCAGCGUGGACAACGCCGCGUCGAUGUGGGUUCGGUUGGGCGCCCCUAAAGAGAAAUUAAUAAUAGGCAUGCCAACCUAUGGCCGAUCCUUCACUCUCUCGAAUCCUUCGAAUUUCCGUAUUCAUUCACCUGCCAGUGGCGGUGGAAAGGCCGGCGAGUAUACCAAGGAAUCCGGUUUUCUUGCCUAUUAUGAGAUCUGCGAGAUGCUCCAAAAUGGCGCGGCCUAUGUGUGGGAUGACGAAAUGAAAGUCCCGUAUCUGGUGCAUCACGAGCAAUGGGUCGGCUUCGACGACGAGAAAUCCAUCCGUAACAAAAUGGACUGGCUGAAAAGCAAGGGUUACGGCGGCGCGAUGGUGUGGACAGUAGAUAUGGACGAUUUCAACGGAACUUCCUGCAACGGGAACGUUAGAUACCCAUUGAUCGGGGCGAUGAGGGAGGAACUAUUGGGUAUUUCGAGGGGCUCGAACGCGAAAGACGUCGAUUGGAGUGUUGUGGCUGCUACUAUCACCGAGACCGUCCAGAAAAAACCGGAACCAUACAAGAUAUCGGUGUCAGAUGUUCUCAGCAAAACAAAGAAACUUCAAAAAUCGGCGACUCAACUGGUCAUCAAUACUCCAACAAACGAAAGAGAGGCCCAAUCUUUUUGCUAUCUAACGAAUUGGUCGCACAGAAGGCCAGGCGCUGGAAAAUUUACGCCAGAGGACAUCGAUCCGACGCUCUGCACUCACAUAGUCUACGCGUUCGCGACCUUGAAAAAUUAUUUGCUCGUUGAGGAAAGCGAUAAAGAUGCCGAGAUGUACAAUCGACUGAUUUCGCUUCGCGAUAAGAAUCCGGAUAUCAAGAUAUUAUUAGCGAUUGGUGGUUGGGCUUUCGGAUCAACCCCAUUUAAGGAACUGACUAGCAACACUUUCCGCAUGAACCAAUUCGUGUACGAAGCCAUUGAUUUCUUGAGAGAAUACAAAUUCGAUGGCUUAGACGUCGACUGGGAAUAUCCACGGGGCGGCGAUGAUAGAACGGCUUACGUGAAUCUCUUGAAGGAGCUUAGGCUCGCUUUUGAAGGCGAAGCGAAGAGUUCGGGCCAACCAAAGUUAAUUUUGUCAGCGGCAGUGCCUGCUAGUUUCGAAGCAAUCGCUGCUGGGUACGAUGUGCCCGAAAUAUCAAAGUACUUGGAUUUCAUUAACGUUAUGACAUACGACUUUCACGGUCAGUGGGAGAGACAGGUCGGUCACAACAGUCCCCUAUUUCCUUUAGAAAGUGCUACCAGUUACCAGAAAAAAUUAACAGUGGACUACAGUGCGAGGGAAUGGGUAAAACAGGGCGCACCGAAGGAAAAAUUGAUGAUCGGUAUGCCAACUUAUGGUAGGUCUUUCACAUUGGUUGACAAAGAGAAGUUUGACAUUGGAGCACCAGCGUCUGGCGGAGGAACAGCUGGAAACUUCACCAAUGAAUCUGGAUUCCUCUCCUACUAUGAGGUUUGCGGCUUCCUAAACGAAGAAAAUACUACUCUAGUCUGGGACAGUGAGCAACAAGUACCUUUUGCGUACAGAGACGACCAGUGGGUCGGAUUUGACGACGAAAGAAGCCUCAUAAAUAAGAUGCAAUGGCUGAAGGAAGAAGGUUUCGGAGGUAUAAUGAUAUGGUCGGUGGACAUGGACGACUUCAGAGGCAGUUGUGGGAGUGGAAAGUAUCCACUGAUCAAAGCUAUGAAGAAAGAACUGCAAGACUACAAAGUAACGCUAGAAUACGACGGUCCUUAUGAGAACAACUUAAGAAACGGGAGGUACACCACAAAAAAUCCAAACGAAGUGACCUGCGACGAGGAGGACAACCAUAUAUCUUAUCAUCCGGACAAGAACGACUGUACAAUGUACUAUAUGUGCGAGGGCGAGAGGAAGCAUCACAUGCCCUGCCCGGUAAAUUUGGUUUUCAAUCCGAACGAGAACGUAUGCGACUGGCCCGAGAACGUGGAAGGUUGCUUGCAGCACACGCAAGCGCCGCCAGUGUAAAAAAAAUCACGGGAGGAUAAAAAAACAGAGAAGAAUUAUAUAAAUAAGUUAAGAAUUAUUACCUAAUGCUCGCGGCUGUACCAUAAAACGCGGAAAUAUACGCGGCGUAGGAAUGUUAUAAACAUUAGUUCACGAUUUGUCACGCUAUAACGUACGCAAAUUUGUCGUUGUCGCGUGUCGCCAAGAAAUUUUUUACUCGUCAAUUUUAAGUUUUCUUUUUUUUUGUCUCUAUUGCUAUUCAUCUCUCCCCCCCCCUUUUUUCCUUUUCGGUUCUACACCAUUUCUCGUCGGUUUGUACGUGCGUAUUCUCUGCCUGUCUUUUGUUCAUUUGUACAA